UCCGCAUUGGGUUCAUUUACGCUUCCUCAUUGACAGCGCCUAAAGGAAGAAAGCAGCGAUCCACUGUUUCAUUUGCACUCUUAACCGUUUUAUACGGCUUAUACGAAAAAUCGACAUCUUAAAUAACUCAGAAAGCGUCUUUAAAAGUCUCGGAAAGUUCCUGAAAUGUCAAAGCCACCCCCCAAACCAGCUAAACCAGGUCAGGUCAAGGUGUACCGGGCUUUAUUCACCUUUGACCCAAGGACGCCAGAUGAACUGUACUUUGAGGAAGGUGAUAUUCUGUACAUCUCAGAUACGAGUGACAGUAACUGGUGGAAAGGGACAUGCAGGGGAAGGACUGGUCUUAUUCCCAGCAAUUACGUGGCUGAACAGGCAGAGUCCAUAGACAACCCCAUGCAUGAAGCAGCCAAACGAGGAAAUCUGAGCUGGCUCAGAGAGUGCUUGGAUAAUAAAGUUGGCAUCAACGGACUGGAUAAAGCAGGGAACACCUCUCUCUACUGGGCUUGCCAUGGAGGACAUAAAGAUGUGGUGGAGAUUUUGCUGAGUCAGCCGAACUGUGAGCUCAAUCAGCAGAAUAAAUUGGGAGAUACGCCUCUACAUGCAGCUGCCUGGAAGGGUUAUUCAGAUAUAGUUGAGAUGUUGCUCAAUAAAAAUGCCAGGACAGACGUGGUGAACAAUGAGAAGAAGACUGCUCUGGAUAUUGCCACCAACGCACAGUGCGCCUCUCUGCAGAGGAAGCUGGGAGGAGUCAUUCUGCGCACCCACAGUAACGCCGAGGAGUAUCUCGAUGAUGAAGACUCCGACUAAGAGAAGAGCAGCACUAAUGAAGACCAUCAUUCCAACACAACCAUCACAACAUGUCUAUACAGUAGUCAACAGUUGAAGUGGAUCAUUUAAAAC
Danio aesculapii is the source of this 900-nucleotide messenger RNA. It is a transcript of the gene ostf1, whose product is annotated as osteoclast stimulating factor 1. NCBI's taxonomy places the organism in Eukaryota, Metazoa, Chordata, Actinopteri, Cypriniformes, Danionidae. The record is from RefSeq and is a predicted model, not a curated record. Gene Ontology annotation, molecular function: protein binding. Gene Ontology annotation, biological process: signal transduction.